Molecule: messenger RNA, 345 nt
Organism: Tremella mesenterica DSM 1558
Lineage: Eukaryota; Fungi; Basidiomycota; Tremellomycetes; Tremellales; Tremellaceae
Exons: 3
Biological process (GO): mitochondrial electron transport, ubiquinol to cytochrome c
Source: RefSeq, a predicted model, not a curated record
CAACAUAUACCAUCAGUUUACAACGCUUUGAAACCCAUUGCUAGUAUUUACGCAAAUGCGGCCGGUCAUAGGAAGAUGGGUUUGAGGUAUGACGAUUUGAUCAUUGAAGAGAGAGAGGAUGUACAGAAGGCUAUUAACCGUCUACCCACUCGAGAAUCCUACGACCGUGUUUUCCGUAUGCGUCGAGGUAUCCUCCAGAGUGCCGCUCACAAACAUCUCUCGAAAGAGGAAUGGGUCAAACCUGAGGAGGACGUUCGUUACCUCGCACCUAUCGUCGAACAGGUAGCUAAAGAAGAUGCUGAAAGAGCCAUGUGGGAUUCUAUGGCUGUCGAACGGAAGAAAUAG